Trichophyton rubrum CBS 118892 is the source of this 1548-nucleotide messenger RNA. RefSeq lists its product as uncharacterized. The transcript is spliced from 9 exons. Gene Ontology annotation, molecular function: heme binding; oxidoreductase activity, acting on paired donors, with incorporation or reduction of molecular oxygen; monooxygenase activity. The record is from RefSeq and is a predicted model, not a curated record. Lineage: Eukaryota; Fungi; Ascomycota; Eurotiomycetes; Onygenales; Arthrodermataceae. The coding region runs from base 1 to 1548 and encodes 515 amino acids.
AUGGAUAACAUAGCUCUCAACCUACCCUUCACCCUGACCAUAUUGGCGGGGUCUUAUAUCCUAUACUCACUUGGCCUCAUCAUCUACAACCUCUACUUUUCUCCCCUUUCCAAAUUUCCGGGCUCAAAAUGGGUGAUUGCAACUUACUGGCCGGAGUUUUACUAUGACUGGUGGUGCAAUGGGAAAUACCUCUUUGAAAUUGAGAAGAUGCACGAUAAAUAUGGUCCUAUAAUUCGAAUUAAUCCUGAGGAGCUGUCUAUCCGUGACCCCGACUUCUACAAUGAAAUCUACGUCACAGAGAGCAAACGCAGGACGAGUCACUAUGACGUUUUCUGUAAAGGAAUUGAUUUCGAUGGGUCGCAUUUACUUACCGUGGACCAUGAUCUUCAUCGACGUAGGCGAAAGCCACUCGAGCCAUUCUUCUCUCGCCAGGGAAUUAUGCGGCUUCAAGACAUGCUGGCAGAAGUAGCUCUCAAGCUUGAAUCGCGAAUCAGAGCCCUUGAAGGGACAAACACGGUGAUUCGACUGGACCAUGCAUUCUCCGCAUUUUCCGGCGAUAUCAUUGGGAAAAUUUGCCUGGACAGCGGGGACGAGAGCAAGACGUUUUUGAGUCACCCAACGUUCAACCCAGAGUGGUAUGACACCAUUCACACGAUCGUUCGAUCAAUUCCCUUGUUCACAGCCUUUCCAUGGAUUGUCCAGGUAGUGAGCUUCAUUCCGGAAUCAAUCCUUCUACGGGCUUUCCCUAGGGGCCAAAUGUUCAAUAACUUCAAAGAGGUCGCUAAGCAGCACAUUUAUCGAGCCUUGAAAGAUACAGAAGAAAGUAAAAGGACAGGUAAAGAGGAUACCCAUCAUGCCUCUCUUUUCCACUAUAUCGCAACGAGCGAUAUGCCCGAAUCAGAGCGGUCACCAGAACGACUAGCCAAGGAAGCCCAGGUCCUGCUCGGUGGUGGAACCGCCAGUACUGCACGUACUAUUGGCUUUACAUCAUUCUACAUUAUGUCUAACUCGAAUAUCCGGUCGAGGCUGGAAGAUGAACUCAGGGAUGUGAUGGCAGGCUGGCCGCAGCGUGUCCCUUCUUGGGCUGAGCUCGAAAAAUUGCCCUUUUUGCAGGCACUCAUCAAGGAAUCCCUUCGCCUCAGCUACGGUGUCAUGCACAGACUUCCCCGUAUCUCACCAGACGUGCCCAUCCAGUACAAGCAAUACACUAUCCCGCCUGGUGUCCCCGUCGGCAUGUCAGCUUAUUUCAUGCACUCUAAUCCCAAAGCAUUCCCCGAACCAGACAAGUACAUUCCAGACCGAUGGCUCGGAAAGGUGACUCCUGAAAUGCACAGGAGCUAUGUCCCAUUCACACGAGGGUCCAGAAACUGCUUGGGAAUGAAUCUUGCUAUGUCCGAGAUGAGCCUUAUCCUGGCCGUGCUUUUCCGACCCAACGGCCCCAAGUUUGAGCUAUUCGAGACGGACGAGAGCGACGUAAAGCAAGCCCACGACUUUCUUAUUCCCCUGCCGAAGAUUGAAACAAAGGGAGUCCGAGCUAUCAUUCCCUAG